AUGCAAUUAAACACACCUGAUUCGUCUUGUCGUGGUCCAACUGAAACAAGUCAUUGGGUUAUCCCAAAAAUGCUUUUAUCAAGUGGAUAUCCAGGUGCGAAAGAUAUAGAUGAACAUCGACGAGUAACGCGUGCUAUUUAUGAUAGUGGUAUUGAAGUAUUUGUUAAUCUUAUGCAAGAAAAAGAACUUGCUCGUUUUACUCCAUAUGAACGAGAAAUUCAACAAUAUGCUAUUCAAGAUGGUCGAAAUAUUGAAUUUCUCUCAUUUCCAAUUCCUGAUCAAUAUGUUUGUCGAGAUGAUCAAAAAGUAUUUGAAUUUAGUCUAAAUUUACUUGAAAGACUUAAAAACAAUCAUCAAAAAAUUCUUAUUCAUUGUUGGGGUGGACAUGGAAGAACUGGUACAAUUAUCUCUAUUCUUAUCGGAAUGUUAUUUCUAUACGAAGCGGAUGAUGCUUUGAAUUAUAAUUAUCAAUUAAAGCGACAACGUUUGAGAGCCAAAGGAAGAACGAGUCAUCUUCAUCCUCGUCAAAGUGAACAAGUACGAAAAGUAUUACAAAUCUACAAAGAUCAACAAACAUCUGCAAUUGAUUCACCAAUCGAACAAAAGGAUUUUGUCUAA
Molecule: messenger RNA, 618 nt
Organism: Rotaria sordida
Lineage: Eukaryota; Metazoa; Rotifera; Eurotatoria; Philodinida; Philodinidae
Source: the annotation of a GenBank genome assembly